UGAUAGGCUACAUCAAAAACCAUUGCUGCAAACGUGGGAAUUGCGAUGUCUCUUGCAUAUUGCACUAUUGACGUCACUGCUUCUAAAGAAAUGAGGCGGACGGCGCAUGCAGCCAAUAAGAGAGCGCGAUCUCACUGCUGGAAUCAACUCCAGUAUGUGAUGGGAGUAUUGAGAUGAACUUCACAGACCUCAUACACUGCCAAAACGAAAGCAAACUCAUGCGCCUCGCGUUUUCACGGACAUGUAUCUCUCUAAUGGACCUCUUUAAUGGAUGGAAAUCACAUGACUCUUCUAAAUAGAUGCUACUUUUAUGGUGCACCGGUCUAAUGGACAUGACUCUAAAAAAAUGACUAUGACUUCACUGUCUGAAAGUUUGGUGGCUUCAGACCCUUCAAAAUCAGCAUUUCUGGAGUUCAGUCACGGUUACCAGUCUCACCAGCAGCAUUCACCCGGCGUGUCUCACGCGCACUAUCCGGUGCACGGUCUGCAUCAAGGCGCACAUUCGCAGUACGAUGCGGCCUUCUCUUCUGGCGCUGCUUCGUACGGCCGUCCGCUCACUUACCACUAUCCCAGCGCCCAUCACCACCCCGGAGCUUACCUACCCUAUCAACACAACAGCGCAGUCGGCCAUUCAAGAGUAGAGGAUGCAGAUUCGGAGAAGCAAAGUUCCAUUGAAAGUGGAGAAAUACGCCUGAACGGGAAGGGGAAAAAGAUUCGCAAACCCCGCACAAUCUACUCGAGCUUACAGCUUCAGGCGCUCAACCAGCGCUUCCAACAGACUCAGUACCUCGCGCUGCCUGAACGCGCUGAUCUGGCCGCCAAACUGGGUCUGACACAAACACAGGUAAAGAUAUGGUUCCAGAACAAGCGUUCCAAGUACAAAAAGAUAAUGAAGCACGGCUCAAGCGGACCGGAAGGAGAACACCUUCAAGCUGCCUCUGCGUCUGGACCACCAUGUUCACCAGGAAUGCCGCCCCUGUGGGAUGUUUCCAUGUCAACCAAAGGUGCCCCCAUCCACUCUGGAGGAUAUAUGAACUCUUUUGGACACUGGUACCCUGGUCAUCAUCAUCAUCAAGACCCAAUGGCCAGAACUCAGAUGAUGUGAUGGCGGUUUAGGACAGUCUACAGAGUAUCCAGAUCCCCUCUACUGAUUCACACCAGCACUCUUUAGCACUGUUUACUCACAGCCAAACUUUCUUCCCCAGUAUUUUCAUCAUGGUGAUUUACAUUGCUGACUUUUUUUCUUUGCUUGCAGGUUUUUGUGGUGGAUUUUUUAAAAGACUGAAUAAGCAACAUUACAUAAACUUGGAUUUUGUAAACUCUUGUAAAUUUUAAUAAAAUGCCAUUGUCUAAUUGCCUUGAAUGUCUAUCCUAUAUUUCAAAGCUUUUUCAGUCUAUUUAUCAGUCUACUGCAUAUUAUUUGCUCUUUAAAAUCUUGCUUUGGUUUCCAAACUUCUCAGUUUUUACCCUUUCAAUAAUACUUGAAACUUGAAAGUGCUGAAUAUUUCAUUGUCAAGAAUCUCAGAUUUAAUUUUAGGAACUAUAUUUGACAAAUGAAUACAAUAAAAAUAAUUCAGAAUAAAAGAGAAUAAAAAGUUGCAAGCAU
Megalobrama amblycephala (Wuchang bream) is the source of this 1606-nucleotide messenger RNA. It is a transcript of the gene dlx4a, whose product is annotated as distal-less homeobox 4a. Gene Ontology annotation, molecular function: DNA-binding transcription factor activity, RNA polymerase II-specific; RNA polymerase II cis-regulatory region sequence-specific DNA binding. The coding region runs from base 311 to 1105 and encodes 264 amino acids. The transcript is spliced from 3 exons. Gene Ontology annotation, biological process: embryo development; negative regulation of transcription by RNA polymerase II; cell differentiation. NCBI's taxonomy places the organism in Eukaryota, Metazoa, Chordata, Actinopteri, Cypriniformes, Xenocyprididae. The record is from RefSeq and is a predicted model, not a curated record.